UGUGGUGACGGUCUAUCAUAAUCAUAAGAGCAUAUAGUUAAGUGUUUUUGCCUCUUGUUACACUCCAUUAAUUUAACCAUGCUCUCCUUCAAACUUGGUCUCUACCUUCUUAUUGCAUCUGUCUUUGUCUUCCACCUGCUUCCUAAUCCAGUGCUAUGUGAUGAUGACGAGGAGGAUCUACUCCAUGACAUCAACAUUUACAGAAAAGUUUUGAACCUUCCUCCUCUGGAAAAAAGUGACAAGGCUUUUUGCUUAGCCGAGAGGAUAGCAGAUGAUCUAGAGGACAAGAAAUGCGACGAGUUUGGGGGCUACUACCCUGUGCCUGGUAGCAACCCCAAAAUUCCCAACUUCCAAAAGAGUGUAAGCAAAUGCAAGAUCAACACCAACACCACAAAAGAUGGGGUCAUCAUGCCUGUUUGUGUGCAUGAAUUGGACCGUGAUGCUUUGUUUUCCAAUUAUACCAAAUCUAAUCGUUAUACAAAAUAUCUCAAUAAUUCAAAGUAUAAGAUAGCAGGGGUUGGCUCUGAGAAUGAUUGGAUGGUUCUUAUUAUCAGCACCAACACUGCUUCUGGAGAUUUCUCCUCUGCAACUUCUCUGCUUGCUGAGGCUUGGAAGAGUCACUACCUCAUGUUGGUCUUCUUCUUCAGCACGAUUGUUCUUCUCUUCAACUAAUUCAUUGUUCUCUUUCGUCUCCUGUUAUUAUUCAUUCAUUUGGUGGAUUUUUCUUUUCUCUUUGUUAUUUGGAACAUUUAUUAUUUUCUUUUGUAAUUUUGUGUAUGUGAGUGUACCAGUGUUUUUGUUUUGACAAGUUCUUGAUGAUUCUGGAUUUGCGUGUGAUAAUCUCCAUGCACGUACUUGUAAUUAAUCAUGUAUAUUGUGAUUUGGGUGUUAAUAUGUUUGAUAAAUAAAAUUUAAGCCUCUUUGUUAA
Cajanus cajan (pigeon pea) is the source of this 928-nucleotide messenger RNA. RefSeq names its product putative GPI-anchored protein At3g06035. The record is from RefSeq and is a predicted model, not a curated record. NCBI's taxonomy places the organism in Eukaryota, Viridiplantae, Streptophyta, Magnoliopsida, Fabales, Fabaceae.